CGGUUACAAGCGCUGGGGGUGAGUUUCUCGGCUGCUUUCCUGCCUCUGGGUUGGGGUCAGGACGGCUGCGGCCGUGCCGAGGGGCUGCUUGAGUGUCCGAGCACCACCAUGGAGUACAUAAGCACACGGGGAGGCGCAGGGACUGUCGACUUCGAGAGGACCCUCUUCUCCGGCUUCGCAUCCGAUGGGGGCCUCUUCAUGCCCAAGCACAUCCCCUUGCUGGAUCGGGACACCCUGCGGAGCUGGAGCAGCCUCUCCUACCCGGAGCUGGUGAAGGAGCUGUGCUCCCUCUUCAUCACUGCUGACCUGGUCCCACGGAGCACACUCAGUGACCUGGUCGACAGGGCCUUCAGCAGGUUCAGACACAAGGAUAUCGUCCAUCUAUCCAGGCUGAAAGAUGGGCUGAACGUUUUGGAGCUCUGGCACGGGGUUACUUACGCAUUUAAGGACCUGUCCUUGUCCUGUACAGGGCAGCUUUUACAGUACUUCUUGGAGAAGAGGCAGAAGCACGUCACUGUUGUGGUGGGGACUUCAGGGGACACCGGGAGCUCAGCCAUCGAGAGCGUGAGAGGGCAGAAGAACAUGGACAUCUUUGUUCUGCUGCCCAAGGGGUUGUGCACCCAGAUACAAGAGCUUCAGAUGACCACCGUCAUUGAAGACAACGUCCACGUCUUUGCUGCUCAUGGGAACAGCGAUGAAAUUGAUGUGCCCAUCAAGGAACUGUUCGCCGAUGUUGAUUUUGCCCGAAAAUACAAUCUGAUGAGCUUGAAUUCAGUCAAUUGGUCCAGGAUCAUGGUGCAGAUUGCUCACCACUUCUAUGCUUACUUCCAAUGCGCCCCAUCCCUGGAUACCACCCCGCUGCCAGUGGUGGAAAUUGUUGUGCCAACAGGAGGAGGAGGAAAUAUCACAGCUGGAUGCAUUGCCCAGAAAAUGGGUCUCCCGGUUCUCCUUGUUGCUGUGGUGAACAGCAAUGACAUCAUUCACAGGACUGUCCAACAUGGAGAUUUCUCACUGUCAGAGAGCGUGAAGCCUACCUUAGCAUCAGCCAUGGAUAUUCAGGAGCCUUACAACGUGGAGAGGGUCCUCUGGCUGCUCUCAGGCUCCGACAGCCGCCUGAUAAAAACACUGAUGGAGCAAUUCAGCGCAUCAAACAGCCGGAAGCUGCCGGAGGAUUUGCACAGGAAGCUCUCUGAGACCUUGCGCUCAUGCUCAGCCUCAGAUGAGGACAUCGUGCGAGCCAUGCGGCGCUGCUGGGAGGAGAAUCACUACCAGCUGUGUCCUCACUCUGCUGUGGCUGCUCACUAUCACUACUCACACCCAGACAGCGUGCCCCGGUGUUGCUUAGCUCCAGCCUCCGCAGUCAAGUUCCAGGAUGCCCUGCUCCAAGCCGGCCUGGUUCCCCAGAUCCCCCCUGAAAUCACUGCCCUAACAGCGAUGGAGACCAGGUCUACCCCCCUGCAGCGGGGACAGGACUGGGCACAGGCGCUCAGGGAGCGGAUUGAAGCUGCAGCAAAGCGGUGGGAGGCACAGAGCAGUCGGUUGGGACCCCCAGGACAGCAGGAGAUCACCAGGCAGGGGAUCACACAGGGCAAGGCCAAUGCCUCAUAG
Messenger RNA from Neopsephotus bourkii (Bourke's parrot), 1608 nucleotides. It is a transcript of the gene THNSL2, whose product is annotated as threonine synthase like 2. Gene Ontology annotation, biological process: 2-oxobutyrate biosynthetic process; dephosphorylation. Gene Ontology annotation, molecular function: pyridoxal phosphate binding. The record is from RefSeq and is a predicted model, not a curated record. The coding region runs from base 109 to 1608 and encodes 499 amino acids. NCBI's taxonomy places the organism in Eukaryota, Metazoa, Chordata, Aves, Psittaciformes, Psittacidae. The transcript has 9 exons.